This is a messenger RNA of Zootoca vivipara (common lizard), 705 nucleotides long. RefSeq names its product E3 ubiquitin-protein ligase RNF167-like. The record is from RefSeq and is a predicted model, not a curated record. NCBI's taxonomy places the organism in Eukaryota, Metazoa, Chordata, Lepidosauria, Squamata, Lacertidae.
AUGCACCUAAUAGCUCUUUCGCCUCCUGUUCGUCUGGUCGCAGAGAUCUCUCUCCUGCUCCUCUGCAUCCCUUCCAACGAUGCCUUAAUCCGCGCCGUGUACAACCACAACGGCAUCAGCCAAGAUUUCGAUGCCUUGCCUUCCCAUUUUGGGCCUUCCCUCCACCGCGAAGGUCUUCUGGGUUACCUUGUGGAAGCCAAGCCAGCCAACGCCUGCCAACCCAUCGACACGCCGCCGCCGACCAACAGCUCCUCCACUGCCUUCAUCGCUCUCAUCCAGAGGUACGAUUGUCCCUUCACCACUAAGGUCCUUCACGCCCAGCAAGCCGGGUACCACGCCGCCAUCGUGCACAACGUUGACUCGCAGGCUCUGGUGACCAUGUUGGGUGAGAACGAGGCCAUGAAGGAGUCGGUCAGCAUCCCUUCCUUGUUCAUCAGCGAGUCGGCUUCCACCCAGCUCAGAAGGAUAUUCCAUUAUGACCAAACCGCUUACAUCAUCCUCGUCCCUGAAUGCCAUUGGCUGUCCUGCUGGGAUGCCGAGCACAACUGCCAAUCACAUCCUCAAACGUCUAGGCAAGGCCUCCUGAAGCAGAAGUUCCCUUGCCUGCCGACGCGCUGCCACUUGUUCAACAGCAUCCAUUACCUCCUGUUUGGCCUCACCCUGUUCAUCUGGGUGGUGGCCUUGUAUGUCCUCUGCUGCAUGUAA